Molecule: messenger RNA, 6699 nt
Organism: Cavia porcellus (domestic guinea pig)
Lineage: Eukaryota; Metazoa; Chordata; Mammalia; Rodentia; Caviidae
Gene: Jade2
Product: jade family PHD finger 2
Exons: 12
Coding region: 376-2862 (828 amino acids)
Biological process (GO): regulation of transcription by RNA polymerase II
Cellular component (GO): histone acetyltransferase complex
Source: RefSeq, a predicted model, not a curated record
AUCACAAGGAAGUCUUGGUUUAAAAAGAAACAGAAACAUACACAGGGGGUUGGUGAAUGGUGCCGACCGCGGCCAUCGCAGUUGGAGGCUAUUUUUGUGGGGGGUGAGUAGCGUCCAUGGAGUUACUUUGCGCCCACUCCUAGCGGCACCGGCUCGGCUCUGGCGAGCUGACCGUCCCCAGCAGGGGCGCGGGGCCGGGGACGCCGCAGGCCGGGCCACCUCCCUCGCCACGACCCCGGAUGGAUGUGCGCCCCCCGCCCUCCCUCCCGCGCCGGCCCCAGGAGCUCCUGGUUUCGGGAGCAUCCUUCCCGCGCCGGCCCCCGCCGCGGCGCGUAGCCGAGGGCAGCGCCCCUCGGGAGGGCACCGCGGAGCAAGAUGGAAGAGAAGAGACGAAAAUACUCCAUCAGCAGUGACAACUCUGACACCAGUGACAGUCACGCUACAUCUACGUCAGCAUCAAGAUGUUCCAAACUGCCCAGCAGCACCAAGGCGGGCUGGCCCCGGCAGAAAGAAAAGAAGCCCUCGGAGGUUUUCCGAACAGACUUGAUCACGGCCAUGAAGAUUCCCGAUUCCUACCAGCUCAGCCCGGAUGACUAUUACAUCCUGGCAGACCCGUGGCGACAGGAGUGGGAGAAGGGUGUGCAGGUGCCCGCCGGCGCAGAGGCCAUCCCAGAGCCCGUGGUGAGGAUCCUCCCACCACUGGAAGGCCCCCCUGCACAGGUGUCCCCAAAUGACUCUGCCCUUGGUGAGGGGUCCCAGCCCACUUGGCCCGGGGGCAGCCGCUAUGACCUGGAUGAGAUUGACGCCUACUGGCUGGAGCUCAUCAACUCGGAGCUCAAGGAGAUGGAGAGGCCCGGGCUGGAUGAGCUGACGCUGGAGCGUGUGCUGGAGGAGCUGGAGACUUUGUGCCACCAGAACAUGGCACGGGCCAUCGAGACUCAGGAGGGGCUUGGCAUCGAGUAUGACGAGGACGUCGUCUGUGACGUGUGCCGCUCCCCUGAGGGUGAGGACGGCAACGAGAUGGUCUUCUGUGACAAGUGCAACGUCUGCGUGCACCAGGCAUGCUACGGGAUCCUUAAGGUGCCCACGGGCAGCUGGCUGUGCCGGACAUGUGCCCUGGGAGUCCAGCCAAAGUGCCUGCUCUGCCCCAAGCGAGGAGGAGCCUUGAAGCCCACCAGAAGUGGGACCAAGUGGGUGCACGUCAGCUGCGCCCUCUGGAUUCCUGAGGUCAGCAUUGGUUGCCCUGAGAAGAUGGAGCCCAUCACCAAGAUCUCGAAUAUUCCAGCCAGCCGCUGGGCUCUGUCCUGCAGCCUAUGCAAGGAGUGUACAGGCACCUGCAUCCAGUGUUCGAUGCCUUCCUGUGUCACAGCUUUCCACGUCACCUGCGCCUUUGACCACGGCCUGGAGAUGCGGACUAUAUUAGCAGACAACGACGAAGUGAAGUUCAAGUCCUUUUGCCAGGAGCACAGCGACGGGGGCCCACGGAGCCAGCCGACAUCUGAGCCCUUGGAGUCCAGCCAGGCUGUGGAGGACCUAGAAAAGGUGACCCUGCGCAAACAGCGGCUGCAGCAACUGGAGGAGGAUUUCUAUGAGCUGGUGGAGCCCACCGAGGUGGCGGAACGGCUGGACCUGGCCGAGGCCCUGGUUGACUUCAUCUACCAGUACUGGAAGCUGAAGAGGAAAGCUAAUGCCAACCAGCCGCUGCUGACACCCAAGACUGACGAAGUGGACAACCUCGCCCAGCAGGAGCAGGAUGUCCUCUACCGCCGCCUGAAGCUCUUCACACACCUGCGGCAGGACCUGGAGAGGGUUAGAAAUCUGUGCUACAUGGUGACGAGGCGCGAGAGAACCAAGCACGCCAUCUGCAAGCUCCAGGAGCAGAUAUUCCACCUGCAGAUGAAACUGAUCGAGCAGGAUUUGUGUCGAGAGCAAGCUGGGAGGAGAGCAAAGGCCAAGAAGAGCGACUCCAAGAGGAAAGGCCGCGAGGCUCCCAAGGGCAGCAGCCCGGAGAAGAAGGAGAAAGUGAAGGCCGGCGCUGACUCUGUUCUGGGGCAGCUGGGCCUGUCCACCUCGUUCCCCAUCGACGGCACCUUCUUCAACAGCUGGCUGGCGCAGUCGGUGCAGAUCACAGCGGAGGACAUGGCCAUGAGCGAGUGGUCACUGAACAAUGGGCACCGCGAGGACCCCGCCCCGGGCCUGCUGUCAGAAGAGCUGCUGCAGGACGAGGAGACGCUGCUCAGCUUCAUGCGGGACCCUUCUCUGCGACCCAAUGACCCCUCCCGGAAGGCCCGAGGCCGCACCCGCCUGCCUGCCAAGAAGAAACCCCCGCCCCUGCAGGAUGGACCUGGCUCACGGACGACUCCCGAAAAGCCCCUCAAGAAGCCCUGGAGCCAGGAUGCAGGCAGCGGCAAGGCGGGGCAAGGGCCACCGACUAGGAAGCCACCACGGCCGACGUCUUCUCACUUGCCAUCCAGCCCUACAGCUGGAGACUGUCCCGUACCAGCAGCCCCUGACAGCCCCCCGCCACUGGUCCCCGAGAUCCCGGACGAGGCAGCCCCAGCAGCUGCCGACUUGAAUGUCCAAGUGCCUGGCGCUGUGGUGAGCCCCAAGUCCUUGGGCCAGCUCCGGCCAGCCCGUGAGAGCAAGGUCACCCGGAGAUCGCCGGGUGCUGGGACAGGACCGCCUUCUGCUCUGGCCGAGAGGCCAAAGGUCAGCCUACACUUUGACGCAGAGGCUGACGGCUACUUCUCUGAUGGGGAGAUGAGCGACUCGGAUGUAGAGGCAGAGGACAGUGGGGUGCAGCAGGAUUCCCGGGAGGCGGGGGCUGAGGAGGUGGUCCGCAUGGGGGUGCUGGCCUCCUAACUCACCCCUAACCCUGCCCCAGGCCCUGCCCUGGUCCCCCACAAGGCCUCAGCCCAGUCACAACUGCCAUUUCCAGUCUCUGCUGAGUGUCCCAGACCCUCGUGGUUUUAUUUUUAAUAGAGAGUUCCGAAUUCCACUCUGUUGUCUUUCCUCUGUGCUGGCCUAGGAUGUUAGGAUUCCUUCUGCGGCUCUGGCCACAAGGACCGUACCAGGUCCUGCGCGCCACCCCUGCGGUGACCUCUGCAGCAUUGCUGGGCUUCUGGCUAGAUGCAGGCAAGGUGGAGAAGAGCUCAGGACUCCCGCCCGCUGCCACUGGGCGACUUGGACUGUCGUUUGGGCAUUAUUUCCUGGCAGACGGGCCAGCCCGGGGCCUGUCCCACCCUGACCCCUGCUCCUCUAGGGCCCUUUGCGGGGUGGGGGUCCUGCUGCACCUCCCCUGAUCCCCGAGGAAGUAUAAUAAGCGACACCCAGCCAGAGCCCGCUCACUGUCACAAGCACAACGAGUUAAUACAAGAAAGCACUGAGGGUGCAGGGGGCCGCCCACCCUGACCAGCCCGUACCACCCCGCCACCUCUCCCUUGCUGCUCUGCCCCUGCCAGUGCCCGGCCCAGCGGCUCUGGGACGGGGUUCCCAGAAUCCUUCCUGAGCUGUGCCAUUUACUCAGGGGACUCCCACACAGCCAGCCACCCAUGCAGGUGGAGGACUCCAAGGGAGGGCCAGUGCCCAGCAGGGGCGUGGGGCCCAGACCAGCCCCUGCCGAGAAUUACUCUGGGGUCCAACUUCCUUCCCUUCUCCCUGUAUCCCUCCCUUCCUUUCUUGGGGCCAGUCUUGGCUGAAGUCUGGUCACUCUCACACAGAACUGGCCUGGCCAGACCAGACCGUUUGCCUUUUCAAGUUCCUAGUCCUGCUAAGAGAUGAGCUUCCUUGGUUUCCUUGUGGAAACGCCUCCUUCCAACAAGCAGUGGGAUCCCGGGGCCCAGGGCAGGCCACUUCUGGCCUGCUGGGUUGAAGUUUUGCUGGAUGUUCCUGUGUCCUUUUGUCCCUCAGAGCCUUAACCUCCCUCUCCCGGCCACGCCAUCCCUCCCCUCCCCACCUCGAGGUUCUAGGUAGUUAUUCAGAAGAGUUUCAGUGGAGUAGCCCCAGGGUGAUAGCUCAGGGAACAAACUAAAAAGGAAUUCCAUGAAAACGUUGGGAUUUUGUUGUUGUUGUUAUGUUGUUUUUUUUUUUCUUGUACGAAUUACACCUGGGUCACUUCCACCACUGGUAAAGCCAGAACUUCUCCAACAAGAACCUUGCAAAAGUCCAGUGAAUCAGUCGAAUCAUUCUAUGGAUGCCAAAGAAUACUCUGACCCUAAUACAGCACAGCCUGGACCUGACAACUUGUCGCUUGGACUUUUUUUUUUUUUUUUUUUUAAUGGAGUUCUUUAGCAACAAAGUACAGGAAUAACCGUUCAUUGCGCACACUGGCGGAGGAGAGCUCCAGGUCCUGGAGCAGGAGGAGGAGGAGGAGGCUUGGCUGCCACCAUCGGUGCACGGUUCCCAGGGGCUGGCUUCCAGACUCUGGGCUGGGCCACUGUGGGACACCAAUCCUGUCAACUCAGACUCCGGGGGAUGCCCCGACUGAAACCAGCAUGGAAAGCAUCUCUCCCAUGUGGUUCCCCCACCCUGUGCAGAUACAAGAGCAAAUAAACCCGAUGGGGACCAGCUUGACCUUCAUCCACCCCCAGCUCCGAAACUUAUCCAAGGUACGACAGUGGUAUUGUCAUUGGUUUCAUGUGAAUUUUAGCAAAACCAGAAACAAAGAUGGUGACUUCAGUUUCAAAGGAUUGGACUAAUCUGUCUAAUCCGAGUGAGUGGACUCCACGGGAGCAGGAUGCCCCGAGGGUCCUGGGCAUGGGGAUGGCAUGAGCUACCACAUAGACUUAGGCUGCCUGCCCGCCCGCCUUGGUAGUAGUGACAGUGCAGUGUCAGUGUCAGCUUCCCGACCCCAGUCUCUGUUUACUGGCUUUGGGAGACCUCCUUCCCUGUGCUUCGGGUCACCUUGGGUCGCGCCCCUCUCCCUGCUGGAUUGCCUGGGCUCGACCUGCGGCCAGCAAAGGGAUACGCUGAAAGAAGAACCAAACCCCGCCGGCUGGGGGUGGCGCACUGGCCAGGCUCAGGGUUCACCUGUCCGGGCGCUCACCCUGUGCCCCUGUGCCCCUGUGCCCCUCCACCCCUCCGCUGCAUGCUGCGGCAGGGCUGGGCUGUGUCGGAGGAACUGGGAGAAUCAGCUAGGAAGGCAGAUGGGGUGGCUCUGCUCACAUCUGCCUGGAUUUUGGCUCUUUGUUGGCUGUUACUUGGGACCGGACUGGACUGGACUGUCCCUGGGGUCUACGUCUGGCAGAGCCCCAUCUCUGUUAGGCUGGCUGGCUGGUGGCCUUGCCACUCCCAGACCGGGCCCACACAUGCAGUCCUCACCAGGCAUCCAACUCCACAUCCAGGGCGUCCACCAGGACACAGGGAGGACAAGGCCUCCAGUCCCUGGUCCAGUCCUGCCCCGGCAGCCCACACUGUCCUUCCGGCCCACUACUGUUGCAGUGCAGAGCGCACUGCGCCCCGGAGACCAAGAAGGGUGCCUGCAGGCCGGAGGGGGCUCUGUUCCUGCCCACAUCUGCGCACUCGAACUGCCCUGCCCUGGGAGGUGGAGCUGCUCUGUAACUCACCUGGCUCACAUCCCACACUCAUGGUCCCGGCCACCUCCCAUCUCCUCCCCCUCAUCAUGUGACAGGAUAAUGUGCAAGGAAAGUAUUUUUAUGUAUCAUAAGUAUAUUUUGAAACAGGUGAGAAGGAAAAGAAAGGUAGAAUGCUCCUUUAUUUUAUGAAGCGAGCGCUGACCUCGCGACAGGGCGUGAGCGUUUGCAGGGUUAGAGGCCUGGGCUUCCGGGAGAAGCCUCUGGUUUCCAGAUGCGGGUGUCGGGCCGUGGCUGCGUGCAUGGGUGUGCCAUGCACACGCGGCACCAGCCGUCCGUGUCGGUGUCCGUGUGCGUGAUGGUGGCCAGGUGCACUGUGGGAACUGCUGGGGCAAUUCCUACAGGUCCAGCUGUACCUUCUAACCAACAUGGGCAGCUGCUGGACUUGGCCUCUCCUUUGCUCACUGCCAGGUGUGCCCAACAUCUGCCCGUGCCCAAAGCUCUGCAGAAUGAUCUGGAUCCCUGUAGCGAGGCCAUUUUCCCGUGCCCUCGGCCCGGCUGGUCACAUUGGCCAAAGAGCCAGGGCUGGAGCCUGGGGCCUUUCUUUGGCUGUUCUUUAAGGCCCCUCCGGCUGCCCUUCCCCUCAGAUGCACAAACCCUUUGUGCUCCGAAUCACUUGGGGUGGGGGGAGGGGAGGGGAUGCUAUGAAUGUCACAGGAGGCGACACCUUCUGUCUUUGUUUCAAAGAAAGUGAUGUGCCAUUUGUUAAUAUACAAGAGAAAUAUUGAAAAUAUAUUGAAAAGAGCAAUUUUAAAUUAUUUUUGGCUUAUGUUGCAAUAUUUAUUUUCUUGUAUUAGGAAAGAUUCCUUUGUAGAGAAAAAAAAAUGUAUUUUUCAUUACCGCAAAGACCUAUUUCUCCUUUUUGUACAUUGUCCAUGUUCAUGACCCUUAAUGAGCAAUAGAAUGUAUGGUCGCCUCGGUGUGGCCAGUGCCCGCUGUGCCCUGCAUGAUUCUGUGUUGCCGCUGCUGCAUAGCUCCCAGCCCCAUCCUGUCCUGCACACUCAUGGGGGCUUCCAGUCCCUGGGCCCCGCCGGGGCCUGUGUCCUAAGGAGCCCUCUGCACUCCUCGUGUGUUGGCAAACGCAGUUAAUAAAGCAAUGUUUUCUGUG